AUGGAUAUAUUAACUGCUCAUUUUAUAAUGAAAGGUCUUGGAGAUAAAGAAGAACUGGUCGAGCCUAUUCCUCUUCCGAACGUUAGUGGGAGUGUCUUGGGUAGGAUGAUAGCCUGGUCUGAACAUCACGUAACUACAUGUUCAUUUUCGGCUGAGGCUCCGCCCAGUUCUCCGAUAAACAGCGAAGUACCUGUGCAGCCUGUGGUGAGGCCUAAAGUACCGAAGAGACGUCAGCCUCAGUUCCCACCUCCUGACGUGGUCCCUACCGCAUGGGAGAAGGAUUUUCUUGAGAGGAAUAGAGAGGAUUUAUACGAUUUAUUAUUAGCCGCCAAUUACUUAGACGUUAAGAGACUGAUGGACUUGCUCUGUGCUCGUGUGGCUGAUCUAAUUAAAGGGAAAGACCCGGCAAAGAUACGAAAAACUUUCCACGUUCCGGAACCUUCAUGA
This is a messenger RNA of Amphimedon queenslandica, 447 nucleotides long. RefSeq names its product S-phase kinase-associated protein 1-like. The coding region runs from base 1 to 447 and encodes 148 amino acids. The transcript has 2 exons. Lineage: Eukaryota; Metazoa; Porifera; Demospongiae; Haplosclerida; Niphatidae. The record is from RefSeq and is a predicted model, not a curated record. Gene Ontology annotation, biological process: ubiquitin-dependent protein catabolic process.